Molecule: messenger RNA, 6858 nt
Organism: Eurytemora carolleeae
Lineage: Eukaryota; Metazoa; Arthropoda; Copepoda; Calanoida; Temoridae
Product: putative leucine-rich repeat-containing protein DDB_G0290503
Exons: 14
Coding region: 71-5983 (1970 amino acids)
Source: RefSeq, a predicted model, not a curated record
UACAUUGUUUUCUAAAAAAGAUUUAAUGCAAGUUAUUAAAAGAAGAUUGUUCUGACGAGGCUGUGGGAAUAUGUCCGGAAAAGGUCGAGGUUCCCCUGGGCGAGGUCGAGGCUCUACAACCCCUGGAAGAAGGGGUAGGUCUUUUUCCCCUGCAUUGAGGCAAGGGGUUCUCGCGGUUGGUAAAGGCUCUAACCCUGGAAGGGGGCGAUCUCCGGGAAUUAAAGGGCCAGGUUUAGGAUCUCCGGGAAUUAAAGGGUCAGGUUUAGGAUCUCCGGGAAUUAAAGGGCCAGGUUUAGGAUCCCCCGUAACAAACACUCCUGGAAGGGGACAAUGUUCUGAUACUCCUGACAGGAGAAUUUCCGGAAGAGGACUGAAGGCUGAAUCUUCUGAACUUCGAAAACCUGAAAGGGGGUGUAGUUCUGGACCUAUAGAAUCAGGAACUCCUGGAAGGGGGCGAAGUUCCGGAUCUACAGAAUCAGAAACUUCUGGAAUUGGGCGAAGUGUCAUUUCUACAGAAUCUGGAACCCCUGGAAAGGGGCGUGGAUCGAAACCUCCUGAAAGGGGAACUUCUACCAGGGGACGAGGUUAUGAAACUACUGCUAGGGGACGAGGUCAAAAAGAUUGGACAGGAUCCCCUGGAACAACUAAAAGAGGUUCAACAACUCCAGACACAGCACAAGGUACAAUGAGGGGAUCAAGGAGAGAAAUUGUGAUUACUCCCCCUAGAGUAGGCGCCACACCUCCAUCUGUUGGUAGAAAAAGAAAACUAUCUUCUUCUUCCACCUCGUCAGCUGUUAGUGAGCCUUGUUCCGGAAGUAGAAGAGGAAGAACCGGAAGUAGAAGGAGGAGUUCAACCACAGAAACUACUGCUGAGGCCCAGGAUUUUGAUGCACCGGAACCGAAACUAAUACCUAGAACUGAAAUUCAAGCAAUCAAUUGUUUGACCCCUGGUACUCCUGUUAUUCCAGCAGUUCUGGUCAGCAUACAGAAUAAUCCAAUAGAGGUGACAGACACAGACAAUUCUGCUACAGAUGUCGAACAAGAAAUAAUGGAUUAUGCAAAGAAGGAAGAAUUCUUGGAGGACGAAGAAAUAUCCUUUAAAACCUCCGGGACCCAGGCCUCCGAAACUAAAGAUAGAACCUGCGAAACUAAAGAUAGGACCCCCGAAACUAUAGAUAGGACCUCCGAGUCCCAGUGUUGGACCUCCAAUACCCUAGACGGGACCUCUGAAACUGAAAACGUUACAAGCAAGAUAGAUCUAAGCUCCAGGGUUAAAUCCCUCAAAAGAAAAUCAAGGAGUUCUGUACUACAAACAGAGGAGCAGGAUACUGUAAGGAGUUCUGUACUACAAACAGAGGAGCAGGAUACUGUAAGGAGUUCUGUACUACAAACAGAGGAGCAGGAUACUGAAUCUCUCAAAGAAAUUAGUCAAAUCGAAGGAAAGAGUUCUGCUGAGAAGAGGAGUACACUAGACGACGACGAUGUUCAGUGUAAAGUCUGUAGAGAAAUUAUGACGUCAGCUGUACUGCUCCCUUGCUGUGCAGUUGCAGCUUGUAACAUAUGUGCCCAGAAGUAUUUGACUGAGAAUGAGCAUGUUUGUCCGCUGUGCAAGGAAGCUAAUCAGUCACUAGAAGAUAAAAUUCCAACUAUAGGAGUUACUUUCAAGGUUGCGAAACUCGGAGAACAGGAGUCGAUUGCUUCCAAUGUCGAGGUUAAUGGUAGUGUUGAGCUGUCCAACCUGGAGAGGAUGGCCUCGAAGUACAAGGAUAUUAUUCAUCAAUUAACAUCAGAAAAUAAAGAUCUGAAGAAACAGAAGGAGAAGAAUGAAUCUGCACUGAAGAAAUUAUCUGAUGGUCACAGUCGUACUCAAAUUGAGCUGAUAGGAAAUAAGAAACUGUUAGAGGAAGUUAAGACUACAUCAGCCACCGAGUCAAGUUUAUUGAAAGAUCAGAUUCAAAGUCUGAAGAAAGAUAACACAGAGCAGAAGGAGUUGUAUGAGAAACAAUUAAGGUCAAAUGAAGAACAAUCCGACGAGAUUAAGAAGUUCAAAGAACAGUCUGAAACAGAAGCAGCUGAACAUAAGAAGACUGUUGAUAUGCUUUCAAUGAAAAUUCAAACUCUCGAGAAGAACUGCGAGGCAUAUGAAGUUCAAAUGGAGAAGGAUCAAAGCCAAAUUUCACAAUUACUUACUAAGGUCAAGAGAAAGAUCAUUAGUGUUAAAGAAAAGGAAAAGGAUGUUCUGAAACGUGUUAAAAUCCUUGAAUCUGAAAAUAUUGACCUUAAGAAGACCCAGAAUGAGAUGGAGGAUCUGAAAAGGAAGCAGAUUAAAAUAUUUUUAGACAAGAUCAAGCUAACAUCUGAGAAGUUGUCUGUUGAGAAGACUAAGGUUGCAGAUUUAGAAAAGAAGAAUGAAACAGUAAGGUUGGGAUAUUCUGGAUUAAAAGCGAAGAUGGAAGGAUUAGAAUCUAUAGAGUAUGACACUGAACUGUACGACAGAGUCGGGAAUGUUUACGAGGAAUUAGAAAAAAUAAAGGAAGAGAACCAAAAACUGAAAAAUACUUUGGAGAAUAAUUCAAUUGAUCCAAAACGAAGUACCCCCAAGGAAAUUGAUCAAUUGGAAUCAUCAUUGAGUCAGCAUGAGGCAAAAAUUCAUCUAUUGGAAGGAGAAAUUCUCCCGUUAGAGAAUAAGAACAAACAGUUGAUAUCCGUAAACAGUACUUUAAAUGCAAAUAUGGCAGAAAAUGAGACAAAAAUCAGCAGACUUUUGGAACAUAGAGAAGAAACGGUUGAGACCAAUGAUUAUCUGAAAACUAGGUUAGAUUCAGGAUCAACAGAGCUCAGGAAAGACACCGAAGUGGAAAGAAUGAACCUGCUUAUUCAGACAAAUAAUGAUCUUGCAGGAAAGGUAGAAGAUCUGACCAAGAAAAAUAAACAACUUGAAGAUGUUGCAAACAAUUUAAUUAAUGAUUGUGAGAAUUCUGCUGUGAUAGAUCAGCUGAAAAGUAAAAUAAUAAUCCUAGAGACCAGACUUGAAGUACUCGCAAAGAAUGCUAAAGAUCCUUUUGCUGAAAUUGAGGAGUUGGGAGAUAAAAGUAUUCUUCUGUCCCAUCAACUUCACAAGGUGCGUAGUGGCGAGCAAUCUCUACUGGAAACUGAAGCUGGCCCAAGCACAGUCUCCAAGACUAAGGUAGAAAAUGAAGGAGAAGAUGCAGCAGCUAAAGAUGAUGACAUCGUUGAGAUUCCUAUUUCAUGGAAUGAGCUAAUGCUGACGAAUAAUGAGCUAAAAGCCGAACUUUGUCAAAGAAAGAUAUGGCAAAGAAGUCUAGAGGAAAUCAAUAAAAAGGUUGAGAAAAAAAAUGUUGAAUUAGAAGCAGAAAUGCUACAGCUAAAUUCCAAACUUAGGAUCCAAGAGAACAGUCAAGAACAGAUAAAAAAGUCUGGAAUUGACGGUGAGGCUACAGUUGGAAAUAUUAGUAAUCAGUUGAAACAUGAACAAGCCAUGUAUCUAAAACUUUCUACAAAACACAGAAAUCUGUUGAAUGACAUGAAUAAGAUAACAUCAGAAAACGCAAAUCUGUUAGACAAUAUUGAGAAAAUUAGGACGGCUAAUUCGGAUCUUGAGGCUAAGAUCAGAGAUAAAGAAACUAUGAUUUUGGAGCUUGACACUGAGGUUGAACAAUUAAAGAGGAUAAUUAACAAAUCCAAAAUAGAAGAAUUAAAUAAGAUGACAAAUAAGGAGCUAGAUGAAGGGAAUGAAGAGGGAGCAAGAAGAAAGAUAUCUGAGCUUGAAGCUGAGAUAGUGCAACUCAAGGAAAACAUCAGGAAUCAAGAAUCCUUAAUUCAUGAAACGAAUAAAAGAACUGAAGAGCUAGAGGAACUGAGAAAAGAGAAAAAUCUGGUAGUGGAGCUUAGAGCUAAAAUCAAGAUUCAGGAAUCUGAAAUUGAGGAAAUAAGGAGAGCUAAGGACCAGAAUAAAGGUAAUGAAGAGCAAGCAAGAAAAAAUAUAUCCGAACUUGAAACUGAGGUGGCACAACUCAGAGCAAAAAUUCAGAUUCAAGAAUUCAAAAUGGUCGAAAUGAAUAAGAGAAGUAUGGCGCUAGAGGAAGAGAGUAAAGAACUAGCAAGACUGAAGGCAUCGAAUCUGGAAAAUGAAGUAAUGAAACUCAAAGAAAAAAUUAAGAAUCAAGACUUAGAAAUUGAGGAAGUAAAUAAUAGAGCUAAGGAGCUAGAUGAAGAGAAUGAAGAGUUGGCAACUAAAACUGGUGUAAUGGAGUUUGAAAAUGACAAGUUAGCCACCAGAAUAAAAGAGCUACAGCAGAAGUUGAAUACUGAGGAAAAUACCUGUUCUAAACUCCGUCAAAGUGCAACAAAACUUCAAGAAGAAUUGAAUGAGAAUAACAAGCAGCGCAUUAAGGAAGUGUCUGCAGAUCGAGACCUUCUUCAUCGUCUAGAGGAGAUGUGCACUCAACUCCGUCAAAACACAACCACACUGCAGGAGGAAAUAAACGAGAAGAAUAAGCAACUUGCUGAAAUGUCAGCUAAUCGAGACCGUCUACACCAAUCAGAAGAAAACUGUACUCAACUCAGACAAAAUACAAUUAAACUUCAAGAUGAAUUAAACGAUAAGAACAAGCAUAUUGAGAAAGCUUCUGCUGACAAAGACCGUUUAGAGAAAGACCAUCAGAGGUUAGAGACUGAGAAAUCUCUUCUGCAGUCAAGGUUAGAUGCUGCAGAAUCAAGGUUAAAGAAAGAGAAGAAAUCCAGAGAAAAUAUAAAAGAGCAGAUUGAUGAAAUCGAGCGUCAGUUUGAACAUGAGAAAAAAGUUCUUUCCAUUGAGGUUGCCCAGCUAAAGCUGAAUAUUGAAACUAAAGAUCAGACUGUUAAAAAGGAAAUUGUACGUAGUAGCAGAUUAAAAGAACAACUGAGUCGGAAUGAUUCAGCACUACAGGACGCGGAGAAACGAAUUUCAGAAAAAGAUAUUUUAAUCAAGAAGCUUGAAGAGAAAAUAGAGUCCGUGAAUACCAGAUUAGCGAAUCUUGAGUCAGUAAAGCUGGCCAAACCCGAGACUCAGGCUAAGGAAGUUCAAACACCUCAUUGUUCUGAGACAGUUUCAGAAGCUUCUGCCAGACAAUUAGGAGACGGAGGGGAAACUAUAGAAGCAAAGGAAACUAGGGGAACAGAACAAGAAGAAGGAUCUAAGGAAACGAGGGAAGGAGUAAUGAAGAGAAAGCUUGAUGAAGACUUGGAAGAGGAAAAUAAGAAAUUAAGGAAAGAAGUGAAACGCCUUCGGCGCACAGUGCAUGCUUUGACAGUUAUUGAUGAAGAUGAAGAGGAACACAAUGAUGUUAAAACGGAGGUGAAGUUUGAGCCUGAGCUAAAAGUUGAUCUGUUAUUGAUCCAGGAGAUGGAGAACAUCCAGGAAUAUGAUAAUCUUCCAUUGCCUGAUCAGGAUCAGGACCAGCUUGGAAUCCUCGAAUCCCUGGAACCUGGACACUGGAAUCCUGAAGACCCUACUGGCCCUGAAAUCGUUGCUGGUUCUGAAACAGCUGCUGGAUCAGAUGCCGUUGGUGGACAGGAAGUUAUUGCCGAACUGGAAGCUGCUGUCGAACCGGAAGCUGCUGUCGAACCGGAAGUUGCUGUCGAACCGGAAGCUCCAGUCGAACCGCAAGCUGCUGUCGAACCAGAAGCUGUUUCCGGACCGGCAGCAGUAGAAGACUCUAUAGAAAUUACAACUAACAAGUUCUCUGUAGAUUUACAAAACCAAUUUAAGGCGUUAGAUCCCAAAUGCAAGGAGAAUUGUAUUAGGACAAGUCCUGAUUGUGCUGCUUGUAGGAAAUUUAUCCGGUCAUCUAAAAGAAAACUAAUCAAAGCAAGUCCUAGUCUAGCUGUGGAGACACAAUUACCUAUACUAUCUGUUCACAAGGCCAUAAACAUGGCUUUGAUGGCACAUUUUGGAUUUUUGCCUAAUUCAACAAUACACUGAUGGACAGAUUUACACAUCUAAUUGUUGUUCUUUUUUUUAACAAAAGUUUUUUUGUCAAAUACUUACUUUUACUAGUACUUGAUUAAAAUUAGUUUUAAACAGUUGGAUUUCAUUUGGAUAUUUUUAAACAUGAAAGUAAACUCUUCACGUUAAAAUGUCAAUUUUUUAGUAGUGUAGUCUUCCAUACUUGCUGUUGCAUUUAUUGCUUAACAUGUGAUACAGUUAUAUUUUGCUAAAACAAACAUUUUUUUACGGAAGACAUAAGGGUGCAUGAAAAUUAGAUAUGUGAUAAUGUUGAAUUUAAUCGAAUCAUGAUAUUCGACGCAUUUACCAAUAUUUUUUUAAUGUAGAUAUUGUGUGCUCUUAAUUUGUAUCCGGUCUUCAAAUAUUGUUUAGUAGCAAAAAAACAUAAAAUUUCCAGUGAUUAAACAAAAGAAUUUAAGGAAUCUCAUUCAGAUAUUGUUCUCAUUUUCAUUUAGUUUUUUUUAAAUUUUGUUCGUUCUUCCAAGCUUGCAUUUGUUUUUAAGCAGUAAACAAUACAGUUGUUGUUAGAAGGUGAAAAUCUAAUUUUCUGAUGUGUAAUCAAACAAAAUCUAUUUGGUUUUACAAGUCAUUGAUUAAACUAGGAGAGGGUUUGCAUUCAGCUGAAUUUCAUCUUUUUAUUUUUUUUAAACAAGUUUUUCCUUCGUUGUGCUUAUCUUUAACAUUGUUUGAUUAUUCAAAUACUUUGCGCCAUGCACUUGGUGAUUUUUUGGAGUUCACUUCUUUUUUGAUAAUACAAUUAAUUUCAUUAAUACAGAAUUCUCUAGUAUAAUAUGUUUUAUUUGCUUUAAUUGUUUGAACAAAAGGAGAAGAACAUUUUUGUAUACUGUUAC